AUGAGUAGCAUCAACCUCGAAGAAAUAAGAAACGAAAAUGUUAAUUUGGAACGGAUUCCGAUCGAACAAGUGUUUGAGCAGCUGAAAUGCUCGAGAGAAGGUCUUUCAUCAGAGGAAGGAUCCAACAGGCUUGAAGCCUUUGGACCAAACAAGCUGGAAGAGGUGGAAGAUAACAAGCUUUUGAAGUUUCUGGGAUUUAUGUGGAACCCUUUGUCAUGGGUUAUGGAAGCUGCUGCUAUCAUGGCCAUUGCUUUGGCUAAUGGAGGUGGAAAGCCUCCAGAUUGGCAAGAUUUUGUUGGAAUCGUUGUUCUCUUGGUCAUCAACUCAACUAUCAGUUUCAUCGAAGAAAACAAUGCCGGUAACGCGGCCGCCGCUCUUAUGGCUGGUUUAGCUCCCAAGGCCAAGGUACUAAGAGAUGGAAAAUGGAGUGAACAAGAUGCUGCAAUUCUAGUACCAGGAGAUAUAAUCAGCAUCAAGUUAGGAGACAUCAUUCCGGCCGAUGCGCGUCUUCUCGAGGGAGAUCCUUUAAGUGUUGAUCAAUCUGCUUUAACAGGAGAAUCUCUUCCUGUCACAAAGGGUGCAACUCAAGAAGUGUUUUCAGGAUCGACCGUUAAGAAGGGUGAGAUCGAAGCGAUUGUGUAUGCAACUGGUGUACACACGUUUUUCGGUAAAGCGGCUCAUUUGGUUGAUAGUACUAACCAGGUCGGGCAUUUUCAGCAAGUGCUUACCGCUAUCGGAAAUUUCUGCAUUUGUUCAAUUGCUGUUGGAAUAGUCGUUGAACUCAUUGUGAUGUAUCCGAUUCAGCAUCGCAAGUAUAGAGACGGAAUUGAUAAUCUUUUGGUGCUUUUGAUCGGAGGAAUCCCAAUUGCGAUGCCAACUGUUUUGUCUGUUACUAUGGCUAUUGGUUCUCACAAGCUUUCACAGCAAGGUGCAAUUACAAAGAGAAUGACUGCUAUUGAAGAAAUGGCAGGAAUGGAUGUUCUUUGCAGUGAUAAAACUGGAACUCUCACUUUGAAUAAACUUAGUGUUGAUAGAAACUUGAUUGAAGUGUUUUCUAGGGGAAUGGAUAAGGAUUUGGUGAUACUCUUAGCAGCAAGAGCUUCUAGGAUAGAAAAUCAGGAUGCUAUAGAUACUGCUAUUGUUGGAAUGCUGUCUGAUCCACAAGAGGCUAGAGCUGGUAUCAAUGAGGUACAUUUUCUGCCAUUCAAUCCCGUUGAUAAGAGGACUGCCCUUACCUAUGUUGAUACCGAAGGAAAUUGGCAUAGAGCAAGCAAAGGGGCUCCUGAGCAGAUAUUGGAUCUUUGCAACUGCAAAGAAAACGUGAGGCGAAGCGUUCAUGCAAUGAUAGACAAGUUUGCCGAGCGUGGACUUCGAUCAUUAGGUGUUGCUUAUCAGGAAGUACCUGAAAAAACAAAAGAGAGUCCUGGUGCACCAUGGCAAUUUGUUGGUUUGUUGCCACUAUUUGAUCCUCCUAGACAUGAUAGUGCUGACACAAUUCGACAGGCUCUUAAUCUUGGCGUGAAUGUUAAGAUGAUCACAGGGGACCAGCUUGCUAUUGGAAAGGAAACUGGUAGAAGGCUUGGAAUGGGAACAAACAUGUAUCCAUCAUCUGCAUUGCUUGGUCAUGACAAAGAUGCUUCUACUUCGGAUAUUCCUAUUGACGAGUUGAUUGAAAAGGCCGAUGGAUUUGCAGGAGUGUUUCCAGAACACAAAUAUGAAAUCGUCAAGAGGCUGCAAGAUAGAAAGCAUAUAUGCGGAAUGACAGGAGAUGGCGUAAACGAUGCUCCUGCAUUAAAGAGAGCCGAUAUCGGAAUUGCGGUGGCUGACGCUACCGAUGCCGCUAGAAGUGCUUCUGAUAUUGUCCUUACUGAACCUGGUUUGAGUGUCAUUAUCAGUGCUGUGCUCACCAGCAGGGCCAUUUUCCAGAGAAUGAAAAAUUAUACUAUUUAUGCUGUGUCAAUCACCAUCCGUAUUGUGUUCGGUUUCAUGUUGAUUGCUUUGAUUUGGAAAUUUGAUUUUGCACCUUUCAUGGUUUUGAUCAUUGCAAUACUGAAUGAUGGUACCAUCAUGACAAUUUCAAAAGAUAGAGUGAAACCAUCUCCACUGCCUGACAGUUGGAAACUAAAGGAAAUAUUUGCAACUGGUAUUGUUCUCGGCAGUUACAUGGCACUAACAACUGUCAUAUUUUUUUGGGCCAUGCAUGAUACCGACUUUUUCUCGGACAAGUUUGGUGUGAGGCCUUUGAGACAUAGUCCUAAUGAAAUGAUGGCAGCUCUAUAUCUACAAGUUAGUAUAAUAAGUCAGGCCUUAAUUUUCGUAACUAGGUCUCGAAGAUGGUCUUUCGUCGAACGACCCGGUUUUCUCCUUGUAGGCGCUUUCUUCAUUGCUCAACUGAUUGCAACUCUAAUAGCAGUGUAUGCUGGUUGGAAAUUUGCAAGAAUAAAUGGAAUGGGAUGGGGUUGGGCCGGCGUAAUUUGGUUGUACAGUUUGAUAACCUAUAUUCCUCUUGAUUUACUCAAGUUCGCAAUCCGAUAUAUUCUUAGUGGAAAGGCGUGGAAUAGUGUUUUUGAAAACAGGAUCGCUUUCACUUCAAAGAAAGACUAUGGCAGAGAAGGAAGGGAAGCACAAUGGGCAUCAGCAAAUAGAUCAGUUCAGGGUCUUCAGCCUGCUGUCUCCAAACUUUUCAAUGAAAAUAGUAGCUAUAGAGAGCUUUCAGAGAUAGCGGAACAAGCCAGGAAACGCGCUGAAGUUGCCAGGCUUAUGGAGCAGAAUACUCUGAAGGGACGCGUUGAGUCGGUAGCAAAGCUUAAGGGACUUGACAUUGGUACAUCUAAGCAGGGUUAUAGCAUUUAA
This is a messenger RNA of Lathyrus sativus (Indian pea), 2853 nucleotides long. The record is from the annotation of a GenBank genome assembly. NCBI's taxonomy places the organism in Eukaryota, Viridiplantae, Streptophyta, Magnoliopsida, Fabales, Fabaceae.